AUGUCAACUUCCAAUUCCCAAGGGGAUCUCGAGCAGAAGUGUCUCCCAGAGGCACCCAAUUCCACCCCCGAGCCCGAGAAAUGGAACCACCCACGGCCGAAUAUAUGGAAGGUCUUCGCCACCUUCUGGAGCUUCCUCGUAAUGGGAGCAAAUGACGCAGCCUACGGUCCCUUAAUCCCAUACUUAGAAACACACUACAACCUAUCCUACACCAUCGUCUCUCUCGUCUUCCUCUCCCCGCUAGGAGGCUACACGCUUGCCGCAGUGCUCAAUCAUAAAAUCCACAUGCGAUUCGGCCGCCGCGGCGUGGCCUGGAUAUCUCCGGGGUGCCAUCUGAUCGCGUACAUCGUGAACUGCCUGCACCCGCCGUACCCGGUUCUCGUGGUGUCGUUCAUUUUCGCAGGCUUCGGCAACGGCCUGGCAGACUCCGCGUGGAACGCCUGGAUCGGGAACAUGCAGAACGCGAACGAGUUACUGGGCUUUCUGCAUGGGUUGUACGGCGUAGGAGCGGUGCUGAGUCCGCUGGUCGCGACGUCGUUGAUCACCAAGGCGGAGGUGGGAUGGUACUAUUUCUACUACGUGAUGGUCCAGAUCGCCUGCGCGGCCGUCGAGCUCGCAACCUGCGUGUUCUUCUUCUGGGACUCGACGGCCGUCGAAUUCCAAGCCGGACUCAACGACGAAGACCACGGGGGUCUGCGACAAGCGCUGUUCAAAGCCCCCUACGCCAGAGUCAGCUGGAUCUGCGCGUUCUUUCUCCUCGGCUACGUCGGGAUCGAAGUCGCGCUGGGGGGGUGGAUCGUGACGUUCAUGAUGCGCGUGCGGGACGCCGAGCCGUUUGCCAGCGGGAUGGCGGCGACGGGGUUCUGGCUGGGGAUUACAUUUGGACGGGUGGUGCUGGGGUUCGUGACGCCGAGGAUCGGCGAGAAGAUGGCGAUUGUUAUCUACUCCCUCCUCGCCAUCGCAUUCGGUCUUGUGCUCUGGUUUGUCCCGAGCUUCUACGCCUCCGUGAUCGCAGUCUCCUUGCAGGGAUUUUUCCUGGGUCCGUUCUUCCCGGGCGUUGUGGUCGUCGCGACGAAGCUGCUCCCGAGAGCAUUGCAUGUCAGCGCGAUCGGGUUUGCUGCUGCGUUUGGAGGCGGCGGAGCGGCCGUGCUGCCGUUUGCGGUGGGGGCGAUUGCUCAGGCAAAGGGGGUGCAGGUCUUGCAGCCUUUUAUUAUUGGGUUGUCGGGUGGGAUUCUGCUGCUGUGGUUGGGGUUGCCGAGGAUGAAGAAACAGGCGAGUUAG
Messenger RNA from Aspergillus steynii IBT 23096, 1281 nucleotides. RefSeq names its product putative MFS transporter. The record is from RefSeq and is a predicted model, not a curated record. Lineage: Eukaryota; Fungi; Ascomycota; Eurotiomycetes; Eurotiales; Aspergillaceae. Bases 1 to 1281 code for a protein of 426 amino acids. Gene Ontology annotation, biological process: transmembrane transport. Gene Ontology annotation, cellular component: membrane. The transcript has 5 exons. Gene Ontology annotation, molecular function: transmembrane transporter activity.